This is a messenger RNA of Guillardia theta CCMP2712, 1779 nucleotides long. RefSeq lists its product as hypothetical. The coding region runs from base 1 to 1779 and encodes 592 amino acids. The transcript is spliced from 7 exons. Gene Ontology annotation, molecular function: protein binding. NCBI's taxonomy places the organism in Eukaryota, Cryptophyceae, Pyrenomonadales, Geminigeraceae. The record is from RefSeq and is a predicted model, not a curated record.
AUGAGCGACGGCCUUCUGUUCAUGGCCUGCGACACUGAUAUCUUUGUGUGGGACCAAGUGGAGGACCUGGCGGAGACAGUUGAAGUCUCUUCGCACAUCAACUGCUGCUGCUCCUCUUCUUCCGGCGAGAUCACGAUCAUCGGCUGCGAUGAUGGACAGCUCUACGUAUGGUCGGCAGGGCAGCAUGAGAACGAGCGGUCGAUGGUGGAGGGAGAGGGAGGGGCAGCCGGAAGGACAGGGGAGGGGAGUGAAGAGAUAGCAGCUCUCUCGGUCGGGGAUGGCAACCUCAAGGUGUGGGAGGUACUUCCCCACUCCAAGCUCAUCGGAGGAGCUGUUCGUCUCGCCUCCUUCGCCCCGAGGCUGCCGGAGGAUCACGUGCUCGGCCCGCUCUCCUCUCAGAUCUUCAUCGUCGCAUGGAGCACCUACAAGGUCAACCUCUGGCGCACCGACGACCUCAACAAGCCGCUCCUACACGUCGGCCAGCACGAGCUUGACGUGCGGGUCGUUCGCUUCAUAGGAGACGGGCUGCACGUUGUGACAGGAUCCCUCGACAAGUCCGUCAGGGUCUGGAGGAUCUGGACCAAGGCGACAGUCGCCGCCUCCUCCCCGCAAGAGCCUUCCUUCGGGAGGACGACGAGCAUUGAGGCGUCGGGCGACAACCCUGGCGGGUUCGGGAGGACGUCAAGCAUGCUCAGCUCCGAGGGCCUCACCAGGCUCUCGAGCAUGAUCUCAGUGUCCUACGACCAGCUGCCCGACAUGAUCAAGAUCGUCAGGCUGCAGAGGCUCGUCAGGAGCCUGACAGGCCGCCUGCGAUCGCACUGCCGCUUCAGGAAAGAGCUGCAAGGAAGCAUCCUGGACGUGGACGGCUGCCCUCAGGGACGGUACAUCGCCUCCGCCUCCACCGACCGAACCGUCUGCAUCUUCGACCUCAUGCACAAGUUCAACCCGGGAGCCAAGGUCCUCGAGGGCUCACACGCUGCCUACGUGCAGUCAGUCAAGUUCUCCUUCAGCGGGAGGCUCUUGGCUUCCGUGGGAGGAGACAGAUUCUGCAGGAUCUGGAAUGUCGAGACCUGCCAGCCCUUGCACGCGCUCAAGGCCGAGGGAGCGUUGAACCACGUUGCCUUCUCGUCUGAGGAGGACCUGGUGGCUGUGGGAGGAGCGUUCGGAACCAUCCACGUGUGGAAGGUGGAGACCGGAGAGUGCUUGCAGAACAUCCCGCAGUCGCUGAUCCCAGCUGUGGCUGAGAUCUCCCACGUCUCCUGGAUCCCCACGAAGCCCAUCCUGCUCGUUUCCAGCACCAUCGGCGAGGUGUGGGCAUGGGACCUGGAGGCCAACAGGAUCCGCCUCUUCUACGUCAACGAGGCUCCUCUCGACACUGGUCGCAGCGAAGACCCGCUAGUCAGCAGCAAGAGGAGCGACAAGGCAGCCCCUGUGGAGCUGUGUGGCAUCUCUUGCCUGACAACCAGCUUUCGUAUGGUGAGGUCGACAGAGGAGCGGAGGGUCCGCCGACAGAAAUCAGCCAUGAGGGUGCUCCAGCGAUGGAAGCAGAGCACAGUAGCUCGAGCGUGGGAGGCAUGGCGAGGAGGUCUGAAGCAGAACUCCAGCCUGAGCACGCAGAUCGAGAAACUUCUCGCCAUGGAGUCGGAGCACGACGACUCUGACCUCUGCAUCUUCGGGGACAUGCAGGGGCGGCUGCGCUUCCUCCACAUGGUCAACCUGCUGCCCAAGGACGGCGUGUUGGAAGACCCGAACUUCAUGUUUGCCCGGUUGACUAGCUGA